This is a messenger RNA of Mugil cephalus (flathead mullet), 2803 nucleotides long. RefSeq names its product fibromodulin b (gene fmodb). The transcript has 3 exons. The record is from RefSeq and is a predicted model, not a curated record. The coding region runs from base 933 to 2129 and encodes 398 amino acids. Lineage: Eukaryota; Metazoa; Chordata; Actinopteri; Mugiliformes; Mugilidae. Gene Ontology annotation, molecular function: protein binding.
UUGCUAGGACCAUUUUAUUUUCUGAGCGUGUUUGUGUGGAAGCAUUUUAAUUUAUAAUUAGUAUCAACAGCAGAUUAACAAGAGAAUAGCAGAAAUACCGUAGCUGGACGUAACAUGAUAUAACAUCACUUUAAAGACAUUAAAUAUGCGGUUUGUCUGUGCUGCAACUAAAUGUCCACCACGUCCUUACUGCAAGAGAGUCCCACCUGUGUUUAGUGAGGUUCUCUCACAGCUCACAUGGGAUGCAAUUGUGUGGCAAUUAAGGUCUGUUACUUGCAGAACAAAGCGCGUCGACUUCGACUUCCCAGAUCGGGGGAGUAGCGGGGUGUAAUCCCUGAGACUCUGCAUCCAAUUUUUCCACUUCAGAGGAGGACAUGAAUGGCUGGGCCUUUUUCUGAAAACUAUCUGCGGGAUGAUAAUGGGGCUGUUCUGUCUGCAGGCGCCAGCGCAAACAUAUGUUAACUUUCUCCCCUGCCUGAAGACUGUAAUUGACAAAAGUAGUACUUGAAGCAGGCACAGAAAGAACGAAAAAAUGCUCAAGGAGGAAUGAGAGCAGAGAAAUAACAGGCUUUGCUAUAUACUUUGUCGAAGUGUACUGUAAAUAAUAAUUUAUAAUUAAGAUUUUGAAUAAGUUGCCUUGUUUAUUCCCCCAAAUAAAAGCGCUAAUUACAGUGUCUGGCCUGGUUCGUUAAAUUUUCUAUAGCAUAAGCCCCUUCCCCUCCCCAUAACCACCAUACCACAACAAUAAACAGCAAGCCGGUCUUGAAGUGGCUGUGCUAAUGAUAAGGCAUGACACAGUGGGGGAAAACAAGGUUGUUAAAAAGCAGAUGUCCAUACCGGCUCACAGAUGGGAUUGAUAUUGACAUGGCUGGAGGUGAUACGUAUGCCGUAGUGUAGGUUUUACAUGCAAGCCCAAAAAUGUAUGUGCUCUAAUGAGAGUGGGUGGCUGGGGCUACAGCUGCAGAGAGAAGGGGGGUAUUUAUUCUAUACCAACAAGUUUUUUCAUUCAGUCUGAGAACGGCACAGGGAACGUGAGCGAAGGAGGAGGCAUCAUCUCUGAUCAACCAACCGUUUUUCCAACAGUGAUCAUGCAGACACUGGUGCUCCUCCUCGUGCUGGGAAUUGUGGAUUUAGGCAUCGGUCAGCGUCACAACCAGUUCCAGUGGCUGUCCCAACUACGAGGACGGCGGCAGCACGCCGGCUGGCAGGAUCAGGACGUGGACUGUCCCCUGGAGUGUGACUGCCCCUCAGCCUACCCCACGGCUAUGUACUGCCACAGCCGCGACCUUCAGCACGUUCCCUACGUCCCCUCACACAUCAAGUACGUCUACCUGCAGCGGAACCAGAUCACAGGCAUCCAGGAUGGGGUGUUUGACAAUGCCACUAACUUGGUGUGGGUUGUUUUGUUUCACAACCAGCUCAGCUCAGACAAGAUCGGCAAGAAUGUCUUCAGCAAGUUAAAGAACCUGGACCGGCUCUUCUUGGAUCACAAUGAGCUCACCCGAGUGCCUCCCAACUUGCCCAAAUCUAUCACGGACUUGCGACUUAAUCACAACAAGAUCUCGAAACUCCCCGCCAACUCAUUUGAGGGGAUGUCAGAGCUCACCACUCUUCAUCUCCAAGAAAAUACCAUAGAGGACGUUGGAGGUGUGUUCAAGGGGAUGAAGUCUCUGGCCAUGCUGGAUAUGAGGAAAAACAAGCUGAAGAAAAUCCCUGAAAACCUCCCUGAAAGACUUCAGCAGCUCUACCUGGAGUUUAACAACAUCGAGAGUGUGCAAGCAGGCUUCCUCACCAUGCAUCCCAAACUGCAGUUUGUGCGGUUGGCUCAUAACAAGCUGACUGAUAAAGGACUUCCGUCCAGCGUCUUCAACAUCAGCACCCUGGUCGAGCUUGACCUGUCCUUCAAUAAACUGGAGAGGAUCCCUGUUGUCAGCAGGAACCUGGAGAACCUUUACCUGCAGGCCAAUAAGAUCAAAGAGUUCUCCCUGGGCAGUUUCUGCAGCACGAUCGACAUGACAAACUUCUCCAAGCUGAGAAUGCUGCGUCUGGAUGCCAAUAAGAUCAGCGCCAAAGACAUUCCUGCUGAAGCCGCCUACUGUUUGCGGCGCGUUGCCUUUAUUGAUGUGUAAAAACUUGUUGUCCCCUCCUCACCUGACGUGUCCUCAUCUUUUUGUCACGUGUGACUAGUUUUCCUUGUAUUUAUCACUGCCCUCAACAUUAACACAUGGCUUGGAUUGUCAUGAGUGUUAUGAGAUCUACUAUUAGACUUCCGGGGGCUCAACAGUUCCAGUAUUCGUCAGUGGGAAAUGCCACAGUUGUAUAAUCACGUAUUCAGAUCGGUAUAUGGAUGGCAAAGCGUGGUAAGGAAUAAUCAGAUCAUGGAUGUCCUUUUAGCAAACUUACAUUAGUUCCAGUGUUCUGGCAAAAUACUAUAGCCGAUGGCAGUGGUUUAGGGUUGUGUCGUGGCUAAUAUUGUCUGUGUUAAACCGCCAAUCACUGAUGCAAGAUUCAGUUUGGAUCUUUGCUUCCACCAUGUGGCUCAAGGUGAUAGAACAGCAAGUUGCAAGCAGCAAAUAGUAAUUUUAAUAAUUUUUGCUUGUUAAUGUAUUACCGAGGAUGGACAUUCAUCAGUGUAUUUAUAGUUUGAUUUUGCUAGUUUGUGUUGUUUUCGUUCUACAUUCACCUGCAUUUAAAGUUGCAUGACGUGAAGUGUUUUUGCCCACGACUAAUUUCCAGACGGCUUCGUCCUUAUUUAAAGCUACGUCUGCAUGGACUCUUAUCAAAUAAACAUUUUGAAAUCGUU